AGAUUAUAAACUUAACCACUCGUCGUCGUCUCUUCUUUCCUCAGCUCCUCCGGCGAUGGUUUUACACACACUAAGACUCGCCACCGUUCCUUUGACCUUCACUACUUCUCGUCUCUUCCUCAAACCAUCUCCAACUCUUUCUUUCUUUUCCCGCCAUGUUCAACCACGUAAGCCUUCUUUCCUGCUCAGAGCAUUCUCCAAUUCCUCCGCCGUACAAGACACUCCACUCACGCAGACUUCUUCGGAUUCCUCUGCUGCGAGGCCUCCUCAGUGGAAGGCUGCCAUUGACUUUAAAUGGAUAAGAGAUAACAAGGAAGCAGUGGAAAUCAAUAUCGAGAAUAGAAACUCCAAUGCGGAUUUGGAAGCUGUGCUCGAGCUUUACGAGAACAUGGUCACUCUCCAGAAGGAAGUUGAAGGGAUUCGUGAGGAGAGGAACAAUGUUGCUAAGAAGAUGAAAGGGAAGCUUGAACCUUCAGAACGUGAGAGACUCGUGGAAGAAGGUAAGAAUCUUAAGGAAAGUCUUGUGACUCUGGAAGAAAACCUAGUGAAGCUUCAAGAUGAGCUUCAACAUGUAGCAAGGUCUAUACCAAAUAUGACUCACCCUGAUGUUCCCGUUGGUGGAGAGGAUUCAUCGGCUAUUAGAAAGGAGGUUGGUAGUCCACGUGAGUUUAGUUUUCCAAUAAAGGAUCAUCUUCAGCUUGGGAAGGAUCUAGAUCUCAUUGAUUUUGACUCUGCUGCAGAGGUAAGUGGUUCAAAGUUUUUCUAUUUGAAGAAUGAGGCAGUGUUAUUGGAGAUGGCACUCCUUAAUUGGACAUUAUCAGAAGUCAUGAAGAAAGGCUUCACGCCCCUAACAACCCCUGAAAUUGUGAGAUCAUCUAUUGUUGAGAAAUGCGGCUUCCAACCUCGUGGAGAUAAUACUCAGGUUUAUUCUAUAGAUGGAACUGAUCAAUGUCUCAUUGGUACCGCCGAAAUCCCCGUGGGAGGGAUACACAUGGAUUCAAUUCUUCUUGAAUCAUCAUUACCUUUGAAGUAUAUAGCGUUCUCUCAUUGCUUCCGUACUGAAGCAGGUGCAGCUGGCGCCGCCACAAAAGGUCUUUACCGAGUCCAUCAGUUCAGCAAGGCGGAAAUGUUUGUCUUGUGCAGACCUGAAGAUAGUGAAUCCUUCCACAACGAACUCAUUCAGAUUGAAGAAGACUUGUUCACUUCUCUAGGACUACAUUUCAAAACAUUGGAUAUGGCCACAGCGGAUUUAGGCGCUCCAGCUUACCGCAAGUUUGACGUUGAAGCAUGGAUGCCUGGUUUAGGACGCUUUGGCGAGAUAUCGAGUGCAUCAAACUGCACUGAUUACCAAAGCAGGAGACUAGGAAUCCGUUUCCGCCCAUCUGAGCCGCUUCAGACUGGUCCUAAGAAAGGCAAAGCGAAUCUUCCGCCUACCAAGUUUGUGCACACACUAAACGCAACAGCGUGUGCUGUCCCGAGGAUGAUGGUGUGUUUGCUGGAGAAUUACCAGCAAGAAGAUGGAUCCGUGGUGAUCCCUGAGCCUCUCAGGCCUUUCAUGGGAGGGAUUGAAGCCAUUAAACCCAAGCUUAGAUAGUUUUUUUAAUGGCUAUCUCUAUGAAGUCUUGUUGUAGUAACUCAUGAUCUGUUGUGUUCUUUUAUUCAUUUUCAUAAUAUUUGAUUGCACACUGAAUAUUUAUCUUCAUUUCACAAUAUGUUCAUAAUGGAACUUUUGCCUCAA
This is a messenger RNA of Brassica napus (rape), 1738 nucleotides long. RefSeq names its product serine--tRNA ligase, chloroplastic/mitochondrial. NCBI's taxonomy places the organism in Eukaryota, Viridiplantae, Streptophyta, Magnoliopsida, Brassicales, Brassicaceae. Gene Ontology annotation, cellular component: mitochondrion. Gene Ontology annotation, molecular function: serine-tRNA ligase activity; tRNA binding; ATP binding. The record is from RefSeq and is a predicted model, not a curated record. The transcript has 10 exons. Gene Ontology annotation, biological process: mitochondrial seryl-tRNA aminoacylation. Bases 56 to 1594 code for a protein of 512 amino acids.